Triplophysa rosa is the source of this 2125-nucleotide messenger RNA. RefSeq names its product spindle and kinetochore associated complex subunit 3 (gene ska3). Gene Ontology annotation, cellular component: spindle microtubule; outer kinetochore. Bases 66 to 1526 code for a protein of 486 amino acids. NCBI's taxonomy places the organism in Eukaryota, Metazoa, Chordata, Actinopteri, Cypriniformes, Nemacheilidae. Gene Ontology annotation, biological process: mitotic cell cycle; chromosome segregation. The transcript has 10 exons. The record is from RefSeq and is a predicted model, not a curated record.
GAGGAACCCGGAUGUGCCGCCAAAUUUGAAUGUGCUGUAAUUUUCUGAGGUAAAGCACAUUCGGUAUGAAUCCUUCAGAGCGUUUCUUCGCGAAGCUGCGUAAACUGACAGUGUAUCUGGAGACUGAGAGCAAUAAUCUUCUGCAUGCGAGUCAAAACCUGAAAGAGGACGAUGAAGACACAGAGAAUGGGGCUCAAGCACUAUAUCAGCUACAUUCUGAAGUCAGACAACUAAAGCGGCAAGUUCAGGAUCAGGUGGCUGGACAAGAUGCAGGAAGUAGUGAACUGAGGACCUUCAUCCGAAGAAGCUUGGUGUUAAAGCAGAGGACCACAGAAGACAUUGACAGGCUAAAGAAACAUUAUGAGAAAUAUGGCUACAAACCACGAAAAGCAAGACAAGAGAACACAGUGAUGAACAGCACAAAAGAGGUAGAGGAGCAGGAAGAAAGAGAGCUGGAAAAUACGCAUGAGGUACAAAAAGAUGAGGAGAUGGGACACGGGGAUUAUGAAGACACUCAGCAAUCAAAGACACCCGAUAAGAUGCCGUCACCUUCUGAUGAGCAACUGCGGACCCCAAAGCUCUCAGAUUUUGGUCUGUCUGCACUUCAGCUUCAAAGAGUUUUCAAUGAAGCUGAGCCAUCCCAUGAUGAUGCUCCAGUGCCAGCUGUGGCUCUCUCACCACCACCGUUUGUCAUGAACAUGCAGCCACCACAGCCAAAAACACCAAAGUGCUCACUGCGUAUGGAAGAGGAUGCUCCUACCCCACGGUUAGAGGACUUUGGUAUCUCCGAGUACACCAUGUGCUGGAACAAUGAUUUUACCAUGGAUUUGUUGAACAAGAAGCCACCAAAGAAAAGCAGUGAAACAACAGAGAAUGCUCACAAACCCUCUCAUGUCUUCUCCUAUCUGUCGUCUGUGUCUAACAAAGGUGUUGUCAAUGAGAGUUUGGAAUCCCCAGAGCCUCCUGUGUUUUGCACCCCAGGAUUUAAGAUUGAGAAACGCCGGGUUCCUUACUCUCCACAAAUAGAUGGACAGAAUAACCUUGUUUCUCCUCCUCGUCAAAAUUGCUCUUCAACCCCAGAAGUCCCUGCAUUUGAAACACCUUUUGUCAGCAAACUCCUAAAAAAGGAUGCCAGACAGGAAGAAAAUUACAGGCACAGGGGUUCACAGGCAACCAGCUUUAACCUUCCAGAUUCAUCAAAUGCAAGAUCUUUAUCAUAUGACCCUCCAGAGAUGCCAAAAAUUCAAAGUUAUGAGGAGCCAUUACCUGAAAUUCCAACUCUGCACUCUCUUUUUGGGAGUUCGCUUGCUUUCAAAGGUACUUGUGGUGAAAGUCUUCCCGGGAUGACAAAGGACUCAAAGCAAAGCCCUCUCCCCAUGCCUGAAGAUUGCCUCAACCAGGAUUGGUGUCUUGCGACUCCAAAAGUCAGAAUGAAGUUCCCUGCAGACCCUUGCACACCAGAGAUGCCUGAUAUAAGCUCAGUGACGCAAGAUAUCUUAAAACUUGUGGCUCAGUGCAAGUCUUAAAUGCCCAUUACUGGAUCCAUGCUGCAGAAUUCAUAUGGAAACAAGAGAAUGAUGCAGUGGUGAUGACUUCAUGUUAAUAUGAACACUUAGGACAAUGUUGUAAAGAAACUAAAAUAAAAUAUUAAUAUUAAAAAAGUUAUGUUAUUUGCAUGGUUGUACACAAUCAUUAAACUUGAUGCAAUAGAGUGAAUGUACUAGCAAACUUCUAAGAUCCAAACUAUACUGUACAGUGCCCUCCACUAUUAUUUGCACCCUUGGUAAAUAUGAGCAAAGAAGGCUGUAAAAUAAAUCUGCAUUGUUUCUCCUUUUGAUCUUUUAUUUAAAAAAAUCUACAAUAUUCCAACAUUUCAUUAAAGUAAAACAAUUUGAAGUGGGGGGGGAAUAUCACAUUAUGAUUUUUUUUUUCGUUAAUACACGCUGUCACAAUUAUUGGCACCCUUGUAUUCAAAACUUUCUGCAACCUCCAUUUGCAUGAAAAACAGCUCUUUUAUGUCUGACAAGGUUUGAGAAUACAUGGCAAGUUAUCCCAGCCCAUUCCUUCAUACAGAAUCUCUUAAGGUCCUUCACAUGUUAAUGCUCUCUUAUCUUCAGUUCAUCCC